CACCAAACAGAAUUGCCUCCCAAAUUUCCCUGUGCUCCUUUGUAGUCAGACCCUCCCUUCUCCCCUAGGCUCUGGAGCCACUGAUGUGAUUUCUCUCCUAAUAAUUUGCCUUUGCCAGAAUCGCAUAUAAAUGGGAUUGCACAGUUGUCAUGGUUUGAGAAUCUUUCUUAACUCAGCACAGGGCAUUUCAGAUUCCUCCAUGUCAUUUUGUAUACCCAUAGUUCCUAUCUUCUCAGAGCUGAGUACCCAUGACUUUUUAUCUGUAUCUCUAUGGGGGCCUCUUCCACUGUAUCUGGAUAUGUGAUAUUUUUCCAUCUGUCUCCUUGAUGGGUAGCCAGGUUCCUCCAUGGCUGGAAUGUGUUUUGUGUGCCUCUGUAUCCCCAGCCUGCACAUAGUAGGCACUUGAUGGAAUGUGCUGGAGCAGCUGCGUGUUGAUCAUGGAGGUCCUUAUCCUCUCUGGCUCUCUCUAGGGUCCCAGCUGGUCCCUGCUCAGGCCCUGUGUUCAGCAGGUGACCUGGAGAGACACCCAGGGAUAGGCAGGCAGGCUUCUCAUAAAGCACUCCUACCCUCAGUUUGGUGUCCCUGAUGGGUGGGUGCCAACAUUUGUUGGGAGGUUCAGGGGGUUGUCUGUGGAUCCCCUGAAGCUCUUGUCUCUGGCACUCAUGAAUUCCUAGGACUGCAGUACAGGCAUGUGUCUGACUGCUUCCUUCCUCCAAAGCCAGAGAAGCCCUCUUUGGGCCUUGUUUGCACUGAGUCACAGCUACCCUGGCUAGUUAGUUAAAAAUAGGUUCUCAUUAUCUCUGCCCUGUGAUAGGCCCUUCUCUCCUCGGACAGAGGCAGGAAUCCUUAUGUAAAUAUUUGGAGGAGCUUGUGCCUGGGUUGAUUUUCAUGCCAGGAUCUGCUUGCCUGGACUCCUGGAGCUGUGAGGGUAAGGUGGCAGUGGGAGAAAGGUGGCAUAUGUUAGAACACUUAGGGUGUUCACAUUACUUGGAAGACCCUGGACUUCAUGGUGGUACCUCAAGCCAGUGGAAGUGGUUGGUCAUUUGCAGUAGUGACAAUGCCUUAGUCUUAAAAAGUCAGUAUUGGAAAAACCAUCAGAUUCGAAAUCAGACUGACCACAAUUCAAACCUGUGAUUGCUCGUCUUACUCGCCUGUGGCCUUAAAGAAGUUACAUGACUCCUCUGAGCAUCAGUUUCUCCUUUGUAAACAGGGACGAUGUUAUCUACUCCACCAGAGUGAUUUUAAGAAUUAAAAGCGAUCAUGUGUGUAAAGCACGUAACAGCCCUACACACAGUAGGCCCUCAUUUAGUACUGGCUGCCGCCACAGCCAUCUCUAGUCUUGCUGUCUACUUGGCCAGCAAACACUACAACUUUGCACUGGAUAACUAAGGGAAGAAUUAAAGGUUCUGAAAGGAUGUAGAAAUGUCCAGAUGUCUUUCCAGACCUCUUUCCAACGUGCUUACAUCGCUUUAACUUCUGUUGGCCUUCAGCCCUACAGUUAAACCACUUCAACAGCUGCCCAAGUAGGGCUGAUAACUCAGGAGUCACCAGCUGGGAGAGGACUGUAACUGAGCUUAAAAAUAGAGCUGCGUCCUUUGCCUGGUAUGGGGGCUGUGCAGGCCUCUGGAGAAAAGGCCAGGCAGCAUCUGCAUACCCAGGCUGAGCUGGACUCUGGGGAGCUGGAGGCUGCAAACCUCCCAGGACCCUGCCAGGCAAGCCUGAAUCCUUGGUCCAGAAGCCCUGAGGGUGCCACCAUGGAGUCUAACCACUGCUGAGCAGACAGCCACAGGAGGGCCGAAGUUCUGAGCCUUCCUCUGGACCCAGGCAGGAGACACACAGCCAAGAAAGGCAAACUCACCAUGGCUUCCACCAAUGCAGAGAGCCAGCUCCAAAGAAUCAUCCGAGACUUGCAAGAUGCUGUGACAGAACUAAGCAAAGAAUUUCAGGAAGCAGGGGAACCCAUCACGGAUGAUAGCACGAGCUUGCAUAAAUUUUCUUAUAAACUUGAGUAUCUUCUGCAAUUUGAUCAGAAAGAGAAGGCCACCCUCCUGGGCAACAAAAAGGACUACUGGGAUUACUUCUGUGCCUGCCUGGCCAAGGUGAAAGGAGCCAAUGAUGGGAUCCGAUUUGUCAAGUCUAUCUCUGAGCUCCGAACAUCCUUGGGAAAAGGAAGAGCAUUUAUUCGCUACUCCUUGGUGCACCAGAGGUUGGCAGACACCUUACAGCAGUGCUUCAUGAACACCAAAGUGACCAGUGACUGGUACUAUGCAAGAAGCCCCUUUCUGCAGCCAAAGCUGAGCUCGGACAUUGUGGGUCAACUGUAUGAGCUGACUGAGGUUCAAUUUGACCUGGCAUCGAGGGGCUAUGACUUGGAUGCCGCCUGGCCAACAUUUGCCAGGAGGACGCUAGCCACUGGCUCUUCUGCUUACCUAUGGAAACCCCCUAGCCGCAGCUCCAGCAUGAGCAGUUUGAUGAGCACCUACCUGCAGACUCAAGAGAUGGCAUCCAAUUUUGACCUUAACAGUCCCCUAAACAAUGAGGCAUUGGAGGGCUUUGAUGAGAUGCGACUAGAGCUGGACCAGUUGGAGGUGCGAGAAAAGCAGCUGCAGGAGCGCAUGCAGCAGCUGGACAGAGAGAACCAGGAGCUGAGGGCAGCUGUCAGCCUGCAAGGGGAGCAACUGCAGACAGAGAGGGAGAGGGGGCGCACUGCAGCAGAGGACAACAUUCGCCUCACUUGCUUGGUGGCUGAGCUCCAGAAGCAGAGGGAGGUCACCCAGGCCACCCAGAACACUGUGAAGGAGCUGCAGACGUGCCUGCAGGCCCUGGAGCUAGGAGCAGCAGAAAAGGAGGAGGACUACCACACAGCCCUGCGGCAGCUGGAGUCCCUGCUGCAGCCCUUGGCACAGGAACUUGAGGCCACACGGGAGUCACUGGGCAAGAGGAACCAGCAUUUAGCCAGCAUCCCAGACUGGCUGGCUAUGGCUCAGCAGAAGGCUGAUGCGGCACCAGACACAAAGGGCCAGCAAGAACACAUUCCCAGCAAUGCGGCUCGGGAGAUCCAGGAGCUACAAGAGAAGCUUCGAGCCCUGGAAAGGGAGAGAACCAAGGUUGAGGAGGUCAACAGGCAGCAGAGCGCCCAGCUGGAGCAGCUGGCCAAGGAGCUGCAGCUGAAGGAGGACGCCCAGGCCAACCUGGAGCACCUGGUGAAGGAGGUGGCUCCACUCCAGGAGGAGUUGUCUGGAAAGGGGCAGGAGGCAGACCAGCUCUGGCGACGGCUACAGGAGUUGCUGGCCCACUCGAGCUCCCAGGAGGAGGAGCUAGCAGAGUUGAGACGGGAGAAGAAACAGCAACAGGAGGAGAAGGAGCUGCUGGAGCAGGAGGUAACAUCUCUGACCCGGCAGCUGCAGUUCCUGGAGACCCAGCUGGCACAGGUGAACCAACAUGUGAGUGACCUGGAGGAACAGAAGAAGCAGCUCAUCCAGGACAAAGACCACCUCAGCCAGAAGGUGGGUGCGCUGGAGCGGUUUGCUGGGCAGCCCGGCCCAGAACUGCCAGUGGCAGAUGAGAAGAAUGAGAACCUGGUCCCUGUGAACUCCCCUCUGCAAGUGGCCUGUGGGAAGCCAGAGGAGGAGCAGAGGAGCCUGCCGGGGGCGCAGUUAGACGAUACCAAGGGGCAGGAGGGCAGCCAGGAGGAAGAGCUCCGGCAGGCCAAUAGGGAGCUGGAGAAGGAGCUACAGAAUGUGGUUGGGCGUAACCAGCUCCUGGAGGGCAAGCUGCAGGCCCUGCAGGCCGAUUACCAGGCUUUGCAGCAGCGGGAAGCAGCCAUCCAGGGCUCCUUGGCCUCCCUGGAGGCGGAGCAGGCCAGCAUCCGGCACUUGGGCGAGCAGAUGGAGGCGAGCUUGCUGGCUGUAACUAAGGCCAAGAAGGCCAUGAAAGCCCAGGUGGCAGAGAAGGAAGCCACUCUGCAGAGCAAGGAGGGUGAGUGCCAGCAGCUGCGGGAGGAGGUGGAGCAGUGCCGGCAACUGGCAGAGGCCCGGCACAGAGAGCUUAGGGCUCUCAAGAGCCAGUGCCACCAGCAGACCCAGCUGAUCGAGGUCCUUACAGCAGAGAAAGGCCAACAGGGAGUUAGCCCACGCCCCGACAGUGAAGCUCGUGAGCUGGCUGCGCAGCUGGCUGUGUCUCAGGCGCAGCUGGAAGUCCAUCAGGAGGAGGCCCAGCGGCUGCAGGCUCAGGUGGUGGACCUGCAGGCUAAGAUGCGGGCAGCUCUGGAUGACCGGGACAAGGUGCAGAGCCAGCUGAGCAUGGCUGAGUCAGUCCUGAGCGAGCACAAGACCCUUGUGCAGCAGCUAAAGGAACAGAAUGAAGCCCUCAACAGGGCCCAUGUCCAGGAGCUGCUGCAGUGCUCAGAGCGUGAAGGGAUGCUGCAGGAGGAGAGGGCCGGUGAGGCCCAGCAGAGGGAGGAGGAGCUGCGGGCCCUGCAGCAGGAGCUGUCCCAGGCCAAAUGCAGCUCCGAGGAAGCACAGCUGGAGCAUGCUGAGCUCCAGGAGCAGCUGCACCGGGCCAACACAGACACAGCCGAGCUGGGCAUCCAGGUUUGUGCACUGACCAUGGAAAAGGAGCGGGUGGAGGAGGCGCUGGCCAGUGCUGUCCAGGAGCUCCGGGACUCCAAAGAGGCAGCCUCAAGGGAGCGAGAGGGCCUGGAGCACCAAGUAGCUGGGCUGCAGCAAGAGAAGGAGAGCUUGCAGGAGAAGCUGAAGGCGGCCAAGACAGCAGCCAGCUUACUGCCUGGCCUGCAGGCCCAGCUCGCCCAGGCCGAGCAGCGGGCCCAGAGCCUCCAGGAGGCUGCACACCAGGAGCUCGACACCCUCAAGUUCCAGCUGAGUGCUGAAAUCAUGGACUACCAGAGCAGACUUAAGAAUGCUGGCGAAGAGUGCAGGAACCUCAGAGGCCAGCUUGAGGAGCAAGGCCGGCAACUGCAGGCUGCCGAGGAAGCUGUGGGGAAGCUGAAGGCCACCCAAGCAGACAUGGGAGAGAAGCUGAGCUGCACCAGCAACCACCUUGCACAGUGCCAGGCGGCCAUGCUGAGGAAGGACCAGGAGGGGGCUGCCCUGCGUGAAGACCUAGAAAGGACCCAGAAGGAACUCAAAAAAGCUUCAAUAAAAAUACAAGAGUAUUACAACAAACUCUGCCAGGAGGUGACAGACCGCGAGAGGAAUGACCAGAAGAUGCUCGCUGACCUGGAUGACCUCAACAGAACCAAGAAGUAUCUCGAGGAGCGGCUGAUAGAGUUGCUCAGGGACAAGGAUGCUCUCUGGCAGAAGUCAGAUGCCCUGGAAUUCCAGCAGAAGCUCAGUGCUGAGGAGAGGUGGCUCGGGGACACAGAGGCAAACCACUGCCUCGACUGCAAGCGGGAGUUCAGCUGGAUGGUGCGGCGGCACCACUGUAGGAUAUGUGGCCGCAUCUUCUGUUACUACUGCUGCAACAACUACGUCCUGACCAAGCACAGUGGCAAAAAGGAGCGCUGCUGCCGAGCCUGUUUCCAGAAGCUCAGUGAAGACCCUGGCUCCCCUGAUAGCACUGGCUCAGGCACUAGCCAGGGAGAGCCCAGCCCUGCACUAUCACCAACCUCAGCUGGGCCCCAGGCCACAGGGCACCAAGGAGCAAACACAGACUACAGGCCACCGGACGAUGCUGUGUUUGAUAUCAUCACAGAUGAGGAAUUGUGCCAGAUACAGGAGUCCGGCUCCUCCUUGCCUGAGACACCCACUGAAACUGAUUCUCUUGACCCAAAUGUGGCUGAACAGGACACUACAUCAACCUCGCUAACUCCUGAGGACACUGAAGACAUGCCCGUGGGGCAGGAUGCGGAAAUCUGCCUGCUGAAGUCUGGAGAACUAAUGAUCAAGGUACCCCUCACAGUGGAAGAGAUCGCGAGCUUCGGGGAGGGCAGCAGGGAGCUGUUUGUGAGGUCCAGCACCUACAGCCUGAUCCCCAUCACUGUGACCGAGGCAGGCCUCACCAUCAGCUGGGUCUUCUCCUCCGACCCCAAGAGCAUCUCCUUCAGCGUGGUCUUCCAGGAGGCCGAGGACACACCACUGGAUGAGUGUAAGGUCCUCAUUCCUACGACCCGAUGCAACUCCCACAAGGAGAACAUCCAGGGCCAGCUCAAGGUUCGCACGCCUGGUAUCUACAUGCUCAUCUUUGACAACACCUUCUCAAGGUUUGUCUCUAAAAAGGUAUUGUAUCACUUGACGGUUGAUCGGCCUGUGAUCUACGAUGGAAGUGAUUUCCUGUAGCUUCAGCACCUCAGUAGCUUCACUUCUUCCACAGGAAACACUACUCUUCCUCACCUGUCACAUAAAGCAUUUUUUUUACAAAGUCAGCUGCUCCAAACUCAUCAACUCUGCCCCUCUGGAAGAGAGGCCCCUGGGCUGCCCCUCAGAGGUGGUGUCUGGGAAGCACUUUGUGCUCAGCAUGAUGCACCAGUCACUCUUAGCCCCCGAUGCUUUGAAGGGCUCAGGCAGUGUUUCCGUUAAGUAGUAGAUCUCUAUCCAGCUGUUCUCAUGAACAUCCAAAGGGAUGCUCUGCCAAAGGCUUAAAUACCCAGGAGACCAUCGGCCUCUCCUGGGAGCACAGUUGGCUCCAGGCCUCCUGUGGAGGGUUUCACAGGCAGAAGUGAUCCCAACUUCUGCCUGUGGAGAGACUUUCUACCCUGCCCCACCAGGGCCCUGCAUCUUGGAGACCUGAGCUCGUUGCCCUGACCAUGCCCUGUGAGUCCUCAGGCUAUGAGGCCCUCAGGUACUCCCAGGAAAAGGAAACACACGCCAUCAUGCAAGUCAGGGUGCCAGGGCACUCUCCUGAGAUCUGGACCAGCCUCCUCUGGUCACGCUCCUGUCCCUCAGUGCCCCAGUAAGCUGGGGGCUGCUCCAGAACUCAGCAGUGUUGAAAGGGCCUCUAAGCUGCACUCUCUUCCUGGCCCUUUUGUCUGGGUGAUUCUGUCCUCAAGUAAAGCCCUUCACUCAGCCAGGCCUCUCCACAGCUCAAAACACUGCCCUAAGAAUCAGAAGUAAAGAUAAUCCAAGAACAAAACCCACCAUACUGAGGGUCUGCAGUGGCUGUGUGUUCACUACGUCUAAUGUCCGAAUGCCAGCCAGUGUGGAUGCCGUGAUCACAGAGCAGAAUCGUGCAUUGGCUUUAGGGCUGCUCCUCAGCUGAUGGCCCACUUUUGUUUAUAUAAAUAAGAGCUUUGGCCAGGUGCGGUGGCUCAUGCUCGUAAUCCCAGCACUUUGGGAGGCCAAGGUGGGUGGAUCACGAGGUCAGGAGUUCGAGACCUCAGACAGCCUGACCAUCAUGGCAAAACCCCGUCUCUACUAAAAUUACAAAAAUUAGCCGAUGUGGUGGUGGGCACCUGUAAUCCCAGCUACUCAGGAGGCUGAGGCAAGAGAAUCAUUUGAACCUGGGAGGUGGAGGUUGCAGUGAGCCAAGAUCAUGCCAAUGCACUCCAGCUUGGGUGACAAGAACGACUCCAUCUCAAAAAAUAAAUUAAAAAUAAGUAAGAGCUUCUGCCCCACCUGCAGACGUGUUUACUAAUAAUCAUAGCCAGGGUUAGAACCACUGUCAAACAUUAGGGCCUUCUUAACAAAAGUCUUUGGUAACUUAAGAACCAAAGUAACAGAGUAAGCAGAGGCAUGAUGCAUCCCUAGCCCCACUCCCCACCUGACAGGUUCCCCUACAGCCUAUUUGCCCACUUCCUGCUGCUCAGCUCACACCUGAUCUCCAGGACACAUCCCCGCUUGAAGCAGAGGGAUCCCUGUUCCCGCACAAGAAUUAGUUAAUCUUCCUGUUCUCUGUGGUCCUUUUCUUCCCCCAUGACAGAGAGCUCACCUUGGACAGCUCUUCAUUCCCUGUUCACAGAACCAGCUACCUGCAGUCAGGCCCCAGGUUCUUCCACGGGUAAUCAGAGCAUCUGACAAAAGGUCCCACUUUGGCCAGGGGUGAGGGAGAGAACACUGAACAGGCUAUCUGAGAAUCUGGGAGCUGGGCCCAGCAAUUCCUCCCGCUAGCCUUGUGACCCAAGUACAGUCACACACUUCCUACAAACUUUGUCAUAACCCUGGUCUGGCUGGUUUUGAGGGCUUGAGAAUGGGUCAGGGACUCCAGGUGAAGUCCAGCAGAGACCCCAAACCCACCGCACACCAGCAGCCACAGCCUCACCACCAGCAAAGAGGACUCUUGUGGGGCCACAAGUAAGAGGUAAUUUCUGGAAUGGACUCAGACCUUUAAACAGGAGAGUUGGGCACUUCCAGUCAGUUUAAGCAGGUCACGGGGAAUGGAGAAUAGAACCUUUCAAAGAGGUUGCCUAGAGAAGAGCUGGGCCUCUUGCAUUUGGCUUCCUUGGAACAGCCUCUUCUGGCAGAAAGCCUUCAGGUGCUCAAUCAUCUUCCCCUGACCAAGGCUUUGACCAUACUCAGUAUUGGAAUAAAAAUGGCCGGGUCCCCAGCGACUCUUCUUGGCCUCACAUUUGUUCUCAUAGACAUGACACAUGGCCUGAGAUAAUUCAUAGUGAAUUGUGCUAACUUUGAAUUCAUCCAGCCUCUUGCAAAGGAUAAUCAGAAGUCAGCUCGUUCACUGUAAGAAAGAAACUAACGAAAGAGAACCCAGAGCAAUCUAGAAUCUUUGAGUGCUUAGCUUUCUGAGAAUACUGCGGAGAUUCUGGCCAAGCUGAUAACCUUCUGAAGUGUCACUGGCACCAUAUGCAACAAGAACCACCAUUCAUUGAGUAGCUAAUGGGUUUGGGGCCCGGGACGUUCCAUCUGAGGUCCUUUCCGAAUAUCUGUCACUCAUCACAGCAGAGGACCAGUUGCAGCUUACCUAGACCACUCCUCCAGGAGAGCUGGGCCUCUUGUGCACACCACCUCCAGUGCUGACUGCUGUUGUUCAAAAAAAGCCUUUGCUGCAUUCGGAGGACUGCCCCGUGCCCCGAGGUGACUUCUUAACUAUGUGGUUUCAUUAGCAAAUUUAUGUUUUGUGCUGGGUGGACAUUUGUAUUUUAUUAGGUUGCUAUUCAAGCUCAAGUUUGCUGUGCUCUCUGCAGCUACAGAACAUCUUGGCAUAUUUAAGAGUGGCUUUUAUAAAUAGCUUUAUUCUGAUUUUAAUCAGGUUCCCAGCUUUACUAAGGUUUAAGGACUGGGGUACUUUGUUAAAAAAUGCAAAUAACAAUUGAAGAACCACUGCUGCAGGUGGUAGCCCUGGCUAGACUGAAUUACACUAGAAAUCGGCAAGAAGGAAGCAUCCUUGGGAUCCCAGAUCACUCUUAAAAAAAAAAAAAAGGCAGCCUCCUGAUGGCCCAUCUCUCUGAAUAACAGUCACAUCUUAGUGUCGAUACCAGAUGCCUUCUUCAUCACUGCCACUGAAGCCACCUUCAAGAACAUGCCAGCCUCUGUCAGACACACUUAUCCACAAACAAGGAAGCACGUUUGGCACAAAGCAUUGUCUUCCAGGUCCAAGUGGACUCUACAUAGUGCUUCUGACUUCAGCACACUGGACUCCAGGUGGACUGGACCAAGAGCAGGCAAAGACACUGGAACCGAAAAACUCCACAGGAUUUGGAAGAUAGAAAUGAAAAGCCAAAUCAUCUAACUCAAGAAUAAGUGGUGUUUUAGAAAUUUUAAAAUUACCAUCUAAGGUGGUAAAACUAUUCCAGGCCCAAAUGAAAGGAAUCCCCAUUUGAGGAUGAAGUCACAGAGCCUGUGUUUUAUGAUAUGGUUGGAUGUCCACUGAUAAAAUUUUAAAGGAGUUUCAUAUUUUAACGUGCACCUUGGUGAUUCUACAUGUGAGAAUUCUUUAGACCAAGAAACUGUCCGUGGCUUAGAGGUGUUGGGAAUUAAAGCAGAGAGAAGGCGUGCUUAGAACCAAGGAUGGUCAUGUACACAAAGACAGCCAUUCGUGUUUACAAAACAUUGACCGAGAAAGCACUUUGCAGGGGAACCCUGUAAGUUCUUCUCAUUUCAUUACAUUUCUUCCAAGGAAACAGGAGAGACCGAAUUAAUAAUUCUCUCUUUGCUCUUAAGCACUUUUUAAAUAAUAAAGUAUAUCUUGAACUUUUAGGAGGCAUCUCUGAUUUAAAAAAACGGCUGCUUGACAUAUGUUAUCCAGAGACACUCUGCCUCCGGUGGCUGCACAGCAACACCCAAGCCUUAUUUGAAAGGCUUAACAUUUGGAAUUGCACUUUAAUUGAUUAAUCCUCAAUUCAUGUGGCCUUACAGGAUGGCGGGUCUGGGACCCCAAUUCAUUCUUAUCUGCCAAAGAAUUUAUCUAGAAGCACAUCAAGUACCAGCACCCCACCUGCACAGUGGGGGUGGAAAACUUUUGUAUCCCCAAGCAUAUUAUUUUAUAGUGUUUGCCAUGCCAUGUGGAAAUAAUAUAUUUUUUAACCUCAGGAUUUAAAUAAAGUAAACACUAUGACAUUUA
Messenger RNA from Callithrix jacchus (white-tufted-ear marmoset), 10470 nucleotides. RefSeq names its product FYVE and coiled-coil domain autophagy adaptor 1 (gene FYCO1). The record is from RefSeq and is a predicted model, not a curated record. Gene Ontology annotation, molecular function: metal ion binding. Gene Ontology annotation, biological process: plus-end-directed vesicle transport along microtubule; positive regulation of autophagosome maturation. NCBI's taxonomy places the organism in Eukaryota, Metazoa, Chordata, Mammalia, Primates, Cebidae. Gene Ontology annotation, cellular component: autophagosome; late endosome; lysosome.